AUGCCGCACACGGGGCACGCGGCCCCCACACACGCUUCACACUCCACGCACCACGGUCACCAUAACGAACACGUGGAUGCUGCCGCUGUCAUAGAUGAAGUUUUCUCGCGUCUCGGCGAAGUUGCCAUCGAAGAAGAGAUGAAACCCAACGGAAAGGAGAGAUUUGUGUUGGGCGACAGGAACCCCGACGACGACGAGGAUGAUGACUACGUAUGGGAAGACCGGCCGAUUGUGAAAACCUUUGACGGAGAUCUCAGACGUCAAUAUCUGGCUUACAUCUCCAAGAUCAACUCUAGCCAGUGUGGCCCGGGAGACCUGUCUGAGUUUGUCAAUCACGGUGUGAUUCACAACGACUCCGCGCCAAUGUCGGUCGACGAAUACGCAAAGAUCAUAAGUGACAGCAAAAGGGACCUCCCCGGACUGGAUUUCGCGGUGGAAAUGCUCGUAAUGGAGAAGGCACAAACUACUCCCGUCACCAUUGCUGGAACCAAGACGACAAGUAAGGACACACGUGAGGGCGAUGGCUCGAUCGCGGCUAGACUCAAGUUGACCUACAAGCCCACGUCGACGACGCAGGACACGUUCUACGAGCAUGUUUUUUACGCCUUUGAAAAAGGCAAGAUAUCGAAGGUUUGGAGCCUGCUGGACGGCGCCGGUCUGAAGUGGAAAGAGAAGAGGGACGAAGAGACUCGCAAAAAGGGGUAG
Cladophialophora bantiana CBS 173.52 is the source of this 705-nucleotide messenger RNA. RefSeq lists its product as uncharacterized. Bases 1 to 705 code for a protein of 234 amino acids. The record is from RefSeq and is a predicted model, not a curated record. The transcript has 2 exons. Lineage: Eukaryota; Fungi; Ascomycota; Eurotiomycetes; Chaetothyriales; Herpotrichiellaceae.